ACGAGAAGAGUAGGGAGAGUACACUCUCGCGAGGGGGGGUUGAGAGCUUGUUUGUGGGCAGGAGCUGAGCGCACGCUUCUUCAACACAUCCGCUCGGGACAGAGGAAGACCACCGAUAUAAACAAACCGGGUGUAUUUUGCGUUUUCAUAUGCGCGUUCACGUACAAUCACGAGCAAAGCGCGAGUAGCGUGCCAGGUGCUGAUGGAGCUGCGGAUGCGGGAAUGAGCGACGAUCACCGCGCUGACUUCAGUACAGCAUCACUGUAAUGACGCUGUUGAACUCCUUCCUGUGCGGUGAGGGGAAUUGUUUAUGAGGAUUAUCGUCUUAUAUCGAUUCAGAAAUAGGAAUAUAUUAUAAUUUUCGGACUGUUUAUAAACACGCUAAUUUGUCUAUGUUGUUAGUAAACGGUUUUAAUCGACGUUGUGAAAUAAGGACGAUCAUUCUGGUUUCUCUGGCUUGUUUUAGUAACAUGGCGGUUUUCUUACGAGCAUACCUUUAGUGUUUAAUAGUUUAUUAUAUAUUAUAGAGUCGAUAAUACGUGUAUAGUGUACGUCUGUGUUUAUUAAAUGUGUUAAAUAAAAGUUUACGUUGACCGUGAACCCCUCUGAAGAUCUGGGACACUUGAGGUUGACCUCAUGGAUCGACUCGGCUGAUUUCACUGAACAGGUUUCUCCUUCCUAUGUUCAUCCAUGAUUCUGCUGUUUGCUGAUGGAACAGAAGGUUCUCUCUAAGUCCCCCAUGGUGUCCAGACUGCCAAAAUUUAGUGCCCGUUCCGUCAAUGGUACCCCCUCUCCCCUUCCCAAUGGUACGACCCAGAGCGUGCCUUUACAAGAAGUCAAGAGUCCCCCUGCAAAGCCAAAUGGAUUUGUCCGAGCCUCUUCUUUUUCCAUGAAAUGGAGAAAGGAUGGUGGUGGGACAGUAGACCCCGCAAGCCCCGAUGAGAGUCAUCCGAAAGACGUACGCUCAGCAAAAACAUGCAGGUCUGCUUCCUCACUCUCUGCUGGAAGCCCCAAACCCACACCAAAUCCAGUAAAAUUUCCCAAACCCAACCUGAUUCCUAAACAAAAGCCCAAAACCUCUCAGAUUAUAACAACCAGCAACGGUCAGGACAUAAACCAUAAAAACUCAGGCUCCAAGCCGACUCAAAAUGGGACGCCACCUGGGCAGGCACUUUCUUCAGGGCUCCCGCGACCAAGGGCCAACUCAGGCUCUCAUGGAAGCAGCUCAAGGGACAGCUUAUCCCAAUCCAAUGAUAGUUUGUCACGACAGUCUAAUGUGCAUGACUAUAUGGUACGUUCUCAGAGCUUCACCCAUUUUAAGCAGCUACCCUCACCGACCAACGCUCCCAUGACGCGCUCCUUCUCUUUCAACAAAUCUGUAGAGUUGGCCAAACCAUUGGGUAAUACACAGCUACGACCUCCUCGAAUGCUCAGCCUUAAAUCCCCCCAAAGCCUUGGCAAAGGCCGCCUGGCGCUCGGUUUGGGGGGUUUGCGGUUUAGACCAGGGCUGUCAGACCAAUUCCCUGGUCCGUCUUCUCCUUUGGACAGUUUAACGCCUCCUAGUACCAUAAAGAGACCCCUUCUACCUAACUCUGUGUUGACAACGCCCACAUUACAGACUCACAGGUUUAAUCGAUCAAUUGCUGCCAAAUCGCAGUGCCCUCUGGUGGUUGGGAGGACACCUGUAGAAAAUGAUGUCAUAACCCCACCUCCCACUCCGGAGCUGCAUCAGAGCUGUGUUUUAAAGAGUGCAUCCAAGACCACAGAUUCCCCAGAGGAGCCCUCAACAGAGCAGGAGAUCGAUGGGAACCUCGGCUACACUAGGGAGGCCCCAGAGGACAUGUCUCUCUCCUCUGCGUCCUCUCUGGAAAGAAAUGACACUAGCGAGGAGUUCCUAGAUGACUUCGAGAACCCAGUGGACCAAUUACAUAACGGCAUCCCGCAUAACAAAAGUCCUGGGGCCACUUCCACCCAGACACGCCUUCAAAGUUUCCUAGAUGACACUAUUGGUCAAGGAGGUGGUAAGGCAGAUCUGAGGGCUGGACCACCCUGUGAAACUCUGAUAAUGUCCCCCGAUGUGGACCGUCAUGGGGGUCUCUCAUCUCUAGAGCUGUCACCCUCAAACAGCUCUGGAGGAACGUACAUGUGGGAUGAGGAAGGGAUGGAGCCGCUGGGACAGAACACACACAUGCGCCAUUGCAGUAGCUUUGAGUCAGACCUCAACAGCAUUGACAUUCUGAACAACUUGGAUAACACUGGGUCAUGUGACCUGGAGGAAGAGGACCUCAUGCUUGAUGUGGAUCUGCCAGAGGAUGGGGCAUUGCGCAGCGAUGGAAUGGCCCACUUUGAGCGCUCUGAGAGGGGCGGCCGGCCGGCUCAAUGGAGACGAAGACAGCACAGAUGGAGUGGAACAGAUCAUCCUCACAAUGACAGGCUGGCAGGAUUGCAUUACGAUGGGUUUCGUACGGCCCACCGCGCUCUCCCUCCCGCAAUUCAGCACGAUGACCAUGCGGGGGCGCUAGACUCGCUUGUUCUCAAACACAUGGCGGACGACUGCACCUCUGUCAAAUCACAGCUGUUGAAACUCAAGAGUCUUUUGCAGCUGGACGAUGGCGAGAUAACACCAGAGAGUUUGGAGACCAGCGAAGAUGACAGCAAAGUUCAGCAGAUGGAGGAGAUGAUGAAGGAGGUGGCAAAUCUCAGGGAAGAGCUGAAAAAGAAAGAUAAAAUCAUCACUCAGCUCACGCAACGGCAACAAGAAUCUCCUGUAAAAUGUCACUGUCAUCAGCAAAAGUGUGGGGUCAAAGGUGAGAGAAGAACACAUCAUGAUAAAUCCACUCAGACGGGGUGGCGGCCGCCCCAUCAUCAUCACGCUCCUCAAAUACUUCAGCCCAUCAACCGCCUCCCCGACUCCCUCAUCCAGGGAAGAGUAGCAAGAACAGUCCCAACCGGGGUCCGCAGUGAUGCCGGGGAGGGGUCUCCUGCUUUUCCGAGCACUACUGGAGUCCCUCGCCAGGAGUUGAGAUCCCUGCCUGACCCAGAGGAGCUAAGCCUGUUGCUUAGCACCCACCUUCGCAUUCAAGACAACCACGAGUGUGACUCACAAAUCGUGAGACCGAUCCCAAAUAAAGUCUUGCAAACAUCAACACCAUCAUUCUUCAGCCCUCUUUUCCUGCAGCGUCCUCGGCUGCACAAACGGGUUACCGUCCCUGCUCUGCCCGUAGGGGGCAGUAGUGAGGCAAAGCCUGGACCCACAAUGAACCACAAUGCUAAACCGCUCCCUCCUCCAACCAGAGGUUUACCGUGCAUCAGUUCAGGGAAUCGGAGAGAGACUCGUGGCCUGUCGUUUAAGCCUUGGCCACCGGUGGUUAAGACGGAGACGGUCCCCAAUGAAGGAGUGUCUGAAGCUUCAGGUGUGCUCAGUGUCUUGCAAAGCCAAAGAUCCUCUGAGCAUAAGAUGAAGCCAUAGACACAGAUACUGUAAGGCUACCUCCCUAAAUGCAUGCAGCUUGCACUAGCAGACUCUUAAAACUUCAAAGCUAAACAAAGCAGCUAAGCUAUUGCGUCUAACUAUGCAACAAAACUCCCGUAUGUCACAAUCAGUGCUUCUGUUGCACACAAUUUAAGAUCGUCAUCUGUCAUUCCAAACCACUAACAUUUACAUUUAUAGGCAUUCGUUGUUAUUCCUAAUGGAUUAAAGGAUUUAAUUGACAAUAUUAAUGAAUAUUGGAAAUUCGCAAAGGAUUUUUAUUUGAUAUCUAUUUGUAAUUGACAUAAACUGUCUGUGGAGCUCAUUUGAGACCCUCGGUGUCUUGAUAUUUCCCCAUGUGGCGUGUCCUGUGGACACCUGCGGAGAUUUGGCUCUCACAUAUAUGGGUGUUUGUGACAUUUACAUCACCAAUCUCCUGCAGCUUUGCUGAGAAGUGCUUAUUUUUUUUCGAUGUGCCGUCCAGGGGCUUUACUGAAGGAUAAAAAGAUUCAGUGUAUCACAUCACUCAAUUCACAGCUGUCCUUAAGUUACCACGGUGAGUCGGUUGUUCACUUUAUUUUCUGAAUUUACUGCAUAAAAAACAAAGCAAACAUCCAAAAUUCGUUUUUGUUCUGACGUCUUUCAUCUUUUUGCCUAUACGUGGUGUUUAUGCAAGCGGGUGCUUGUGGUUUUAUUAGGGCUUCAGUUAUGAUCAACAGAUUUUCGUUUUAAUUAGAUUCAUGCCUCCCGCAUUAAUGAAGUACUUUUUCUUGAUUAUGAAUCGUGUGGUAGGCACAUUUUUUUCUUGUUAGUUGCAUACCAAAUUACGUACUGAUGCUUUUUAAUUAUUUAAACAUUAUAAUAAUGUUUACAGUUUAUAUGCAUUUAUGAAGCUGCUCCCUUUGCGCCGAUCCUGCAGGAUUUAUUUACUGAAAGAAAGAUUUUCUGCCUUGAUUUUGGCAAUGCAAAGAAACUUAAACGCACAAAUAAGUACAGACUUGAGCAAAUACUGACAUUUCAGAAAAUAUUUGGGAAUUGGUUUGACCACACAGACCAAACAGUAUACAGGUAUGUUUGGCUUUACAAUACAGUUAAUAUAUUUAUUGUUCUUGAUGGUCAAGUAUCAGGUGAAUAUUUAGGUUAGGAUUUAAUUUUGAGACUAACCGGACUGAUCACAGUCAUCUUCAAAUUUGUUGUUCUGCAAAUCUUUACUUUUUGGAAUUAUAGUCAUCGGUCUUGGUUUCAUUCAAUAAAACGUUUUCACUUUCAGGUUUAAAAAAAAAAUAUGUAAGGUUUUCAUGUACCGCAUGGUCAGUCGUUAAAGGUUUUGUGCUCGUUGCAUGCCUUGAUUAUAUUAACUUAUUAUGAAAACACAUACUGUACCACUGUACUCACAGUGCAAUGCAAAAAUAUACAGAGAAACGCAUACAGUAUUGUACAAAAAUCGUAGGCCAGCACCAGCUUUGUUUUAAGUUUGAAUAAUCAUCAAUAUUUUUCGAUCUCUUUAUUAAAAUCCAAACAGAAAGUACAGGAAUAUGUACACAAAAUGUAAAAAUAUGUACACAAAAUAAAAAUAAAAUUCAGAACAAAAUGGCAGCUAAAAGUAAGUAUUUAGUGUUGACCUCUCUUGGCACUAAACACAUCUUGACCUCUUUCGAGGAGACUGAAGUCGAUUUCAAUUAUUUAAAGUCGAUUUUUUGAAAAUAUUCGAUUAGAACUAGGAUUUAAUUUCAUUUAGGUUUAAGAGAUCAUGCAGGUUCCAGUUAUUGCUCAAGUGUAAGAUGAGCCCACACUAAACACUUCACACUUCAGGUUGUAUUUUUUUAUUUAAUUUCUUGUAUUUUCUGGUUGUUUUCUAAUAAAGAGAUUGAGAAGUAAUUAUAUAUGGUCAUUGCAGCAUUGCAAAAACAACAAAUCUAAUGAUGGCUUAAGAUUUUUGCACAAUACCUAUCCAUAGUAUAAUUUUAAAUAUAGCAAGAAGCCACCCCUGUGCAUUUAAAGGAUUACUUCACUUUAAUAAUAAGAAAAAAUCCUGAUAAUUUACUCACCCCCGUGUCAUCCGAGAUGUUUGUUUUUCAUCGUUUUUCAUUGUUCAGUCUUCAGUUUUUUUAUUUUUGAGGAAAACAUUCCAGGAUUUUUCUCCAUAUAGUUGACUUUAGUGGACCUCAACAGUAAACCCACUUUUAACUGAUCCCAAACAAUUGUCAUUUUCGCCAGGAAAAAAUAAAAAAUAUGUAUUUUAAACCAUAUCUUCUCGUCUUGCACUAGCCGUGUAAUGCGCCAGCGUGACCUUACAUAUUACGCAAUCAUGUCGAAAGGUCACACAUGACGUGUCGAAAACUGCCACUAAAAAGUUUACAAGUGUGGAGAAAGAGGAGCGUUGUUAUUGUGGAAUAAUACUUUUUUUUUUAUUAUAAGUGCAAAACAUACAACAGAUAGUUAAGUAGUAAACAACGAAAACAUAACAGACAACAAAAACAAAAACAACAAUUGUGACAAUGAUUUGUUCUGCUCAAUGAUAUAGUAAAUAAAUGAAUAAUAAAUUAAACGGAAAUAUAGAUGAUAAUAUUGUUAUGAAGCAAUGAUAAUAAGCAAAAUAAUAAUAAUAAGACAAAAAAAAUAAUAAUAAUAAUUUAAACAGAUAAUAAAUAAUUUAAACAGAUAAUAUUUGUCGAAUAAUACUAAUGAAAGGAAUAGUUCACCCAAAAAUGAAAAUAAUGUCAUUAAUGACACACCUUAAUGUCGUUCCAUAAUCGUAAGACCUCCGUUCAUCUUCGAAACACAGUUUAAGAUGUUUUAGAUUUAGUCCAAGAGCUUACAUUUUGAAUUACAUUUUGGUCAAAAAAGAACAAAAAUGACGACUUUAUUCAGCAUUGUCUACUCUUCCUGUGAAGCGCAUGCGCGAGACUAAAGUCACGUCAUGCGGAUGACGUACAACGCGGCUGACGUGUUAUCUGGUGCGCCCCAGCUGUUUUUUUUGUGCGCCUGGGCUUCGUUUACAGUCUGAGGAAAAGACAAGCUGUAAGUUUGAAAAAAAAAAUGCAAAUAUGUCCGAGGAUAACACGUCAGCUGCGUCACUGCACUCAUGUGACUUUAGUCUCACGCAUGCGCUUCACAAUAGACGCGGAAAAUGAAGACAAUGCUGAAUGAAGUCGUCAUUUUUGUUCUUUUUGGACCAAAAUGUAUUUUCGAUGCUUUAACACAUUCUCACUGUUAGUCACAUGGACUACUUUGAUGAUGCAAGACGAGAAGUUGAGGUUUAAAAAAACUUUUUUGGGUGGGGGGUGAAAAUGACGAUCGCCAGAUCGCUUGUGCCUCGGUUGGGCUAGUUUAGAGCCCUUUUCGAAACUGCAAUUUGAAACUGUAAACUGUUGAGGUCCACAAUAUGGAGAUUCAUAAUCCUGAAAUGUUUUCCUCAAAAAACAUAAUUUCUUUUCGACUGAAGAAAGAAAGACAUAAACAUCUUGGAUGACAUGGGGGUGAGUAAAUAAUCCAGAUUUUUUUAAUGGAAGUGGAGUAAUCCUUAAAAUGCAGUCAUAGUCUGUGUACUGUAGAUGCAGCACUUCAUAACUCUGGUAUAUACAGUACAGUUUACCAGACGGUUCAACCCUCAACGUAAGAAAUAUCACUUCACCUUAGACGUUUAAUCUAUAGCGAAAUUGAUUUUUCUGCCAUCUUCCUACAAUGCAAGCAGCUUAGGGUGCUUAAGCCCACCUCACGUGGACACUUCAAGACACACCCAAAGAAGAGAUUGGCGCCCAUGUCUGUAUCCACCUAAAGAAAAUCAAUGAUACAAGAAUAUUUGUGUGUGUGCGUUUCUCUCACACAACUCUGUGGUUACACUAAGCAGAAAAUCAAUUGAGGACUUGUUUUGUAACGCUCGAGACGGUUUGUUUGUAUUUCUCUCUCUUUCUGUAUCUCUGUGGGUCUGAAGGGGGGAGAGGUCCCGCGUAAUGUGCUGCGGUCUCGCUAAUGGAAAGUUGCAGGAGUACAUCGAUUCAGUCUGCUGCGGUCAGAGGUGAAUGGCUCGUGUCAGUGAAGUGUCUGCUCGCAGCUAGUCUGAUCCGUCUUCUUUGCCCAUUACCCAAAUACAAAUAGAUUUAAUAGACAUCUCAUAAUGAAAUAUUGAGCUGGAUGUUUAAUUAACAUGCCAGCAGAGAUUAUUGCGAGCUACACUGCAAAAAAUGAUUUUCAAGAAAACAUUUUCUUAGUUUUUUUGUCUUGUUUUAAAGGGACACUUCGCCCAUUUGCAUUAAGCUUUAUAUAGUUAGAACCCCAGUCAUGUUUUUGAAUGCUCUGCUAAAAAAUGAUUUUCAAGAAAAACAUUUCUUAGUAUUUUUGUCUUUUUCUUGAUGAGCAAAACGACCCAAGAAAAUAAAGUCUAGUUUUUGGACCAAAAAUAUCAAAUUUUAGUGAUUUUGUGCAUAAAACAAGCAAAACAUCGGCCAAUGGGGUAAGCACAUUUUUCUUACAUUUUUCUUGAAUUUGAUCCGUCUUUUAGUAAAUUAGUUCAAGAUUUUUUUGCUUGCCCCAUUGGCAGAUUUUUUUUAUAUGCACAAAAUCACUUAAAUUUGAUAUUUUUUGUCUAAAAACUAGACUUAUUUUCUUGGGUCGUUUUGCUCAUCAAGAAAAAGCAUCUUAAAUUAAGAAUUUUUAGAUAUUUUACUGAAAACAAAAAAUGACUUUCUUACCUAGUAUUUUUGUCUUGUUUUCAGUAAAAAUAUCUAAAUAUUCUUAAAUUUAAAGUGUAUGUUCUUCAGGAGCAAAAUGACCUAGGAAAAUAAGUCUAGUUUUUAGACAAAAAAUAUAAAAUUUAAGUAAAUUAGUGCUUAAAACAAGCAUAAAAAAUCUGCCACUCGAAUAAGAAAAUGUUCUUGAAAUAAGUUUACUUUUUUUCAUAAACGCUUAAUUCAAGAAAAUGUUUCAUAUUAGAUUGGCAGAUUUUUUUGCUUAUUUUAAGCACAAAUUCGCUUAAAUUUUAUAUUUUCCUAGGUCAUUUUGCUCAACAAGAAAAUGCAUCUUAAUUUAAGAAUUUUUAGAUAGUAUUUUUGUCUUGUUUUCAGAAAAAAUAAGUAAGAAAAUCAUAUUUUGCAGUAUUUUAACCACAGACUGUAAAAAAGAUGAAUGAUGUGUCCCUUUAGACUUCUUUGUAAAAAUUAAGGCUAAUUAUCUUCUGAUGACAUCAUUUGGAGGAGUGACUGUGAGGUUGAGCUGCAAUAUCAAGGCCCCGCCCAUUUUCGACUUGGACACUUAAAAGUAAAUUAACGUGAAAAAUGUAUUUGAAGUUUGAUACUUAGGUUGGAAUAAAUAACUUAUACUGCAGCCAGCCACCAGGGGGCGAUCAAAAUGUUUUGGAUUUACUUUGCAGGACGUGAUGAGGCUUUAUAUGUCAGUUUUCACUGUCAACCAAGUAUAUAAUGGCAACACUCAUUGUUUGUUUGCGCGUUACUUCUAAAUUGCCGUUCUCCGGAGAGUGUUUACAUUGAAGACCUGCACAAAGGCGCCAUUAAACAAACAAACAAACAAACAAACAGCCUGCAUUAGAUUCCCAAAUUGCAAAACUAAAUGCACUCAUACAGAGACCUCAUACUGUUAUGUAAAAUACACUUACGAUUGCUGCCCAUACCUGUAUGCCUUCCUGUGGAUUCUUAUCACAAAAAAUCCUUUUAGAGCAUAUAAUAAAAUAAAAAUCCUAUCCGUACGGUUCACGUCAUGCCGUGUUUUCACACGUUGUUACCAACCUUACUCCAUUAAAUCUUGGAGAAAACAACAGUUGCCAUCUUGUUGGUAGACAGAAUAGUAGAGGAAUGAAUUUAAGCACUUUAAUUGACCUGUUAGACCUCUAAUAUGAGAUUUUUGUUGUUGAUUUUUUUUUGGACUGGGCAGAUUUACUGUCCUUUUUUGUGUUUAAACUUCUUUUAUUUGGCUAUUUAUGUGUUUAAUGCUUUGUCCCUGUGUGUGCUCCAGUGGAAUGUGUGAGACUUUAAUAAAGUAAAGAAAUAACAUA
Molecule: messenger RNA, 9476 nt
Organism: Paramisgurnus dabryanus
Lineage: Eukaryota; Metazoa; Chordata; Actinopteri; Cypriniformes; Cobitidae
Source: RefSeq, a predicted model, not a curated record